CUUCACGGACUGCGAAUCUCAUUCUUCGUGUUGUCAUGAGCCUUACCGCUGAAUGAUACGUUUUCCCAGCGGGGCCAGGGUUAUCAAGAUGAAUUCAUGGCGGAUAUUAUAAAUCCAGAGAAUGAAGAAGAUCUGCAGGCUCAAAUGGAAGAGGUCGAAGCUUUGUCUUCUAUCUACGGAGACGAGUGGUGUGUGAUAGACGAAGCGUCCAGGAUAUUCUGCAUCAAAAUAUCCAGCGACGCCGAGGAGCAGAAACUGACAGCGUGCUUGCAGAUAAUCCUUCCACCCGAUUAUCCUAGUGCAGCCCCACCCAUCUAUCAGAUCAAUGCCGCGUGGUUGCGAGGCUCCGAGAGGGCCAAAUUGGCAAACAGCCUGGAAGACAUCUACGUGGAGCAUGUGGGGGAGAGCAUCCUCUACCUGUGGGUGGAAAGAGUCAGAGACUUUCUCGUGGAAAAAUCCCACAGCUCGGGACCAGUCAUUCAAGAAGAAAAAGUGAACGUAACUGCCGAGGAGGACGUGGGAGACGACGAAGACGUACCUGAUUUGCUUGUUCUCAGGGAAAGUGCAGAGAAAACCCACUUCUUCCUGGAUCAGGCAAACGAUGAAGAGAUACCGCCGAUUAAACAUGGAAGCCCCAUCACGGACCGACGCAGCACCUUCCAGCCCCAUUUGGCACCUGUGGUCACGCCAAGACAGGUGAAGAUGGUCCUGGAGAAACUUUAUGCAAACAAGAAGAUUGCCAGUGCCACUCAUAAUAUUUAUGCUUACAGGAUUUACUGCGAGGACAAGCACAGCUUCCUCCAGGACUGCGAGGAUGACGGCGAGACCGCCGCAGGGGGCAGAUUGCUUCACUUGCUGCAGAUUCUGGACGUGCGGGAUGUCAUGGUGGUCGUGUCUCGGUGGUAUGGAGGCAUUCUGUUGGGGCCCGACCGCUUCAAGCACAUCAACAACUGCGCCAGAAACAUCCUGAUGGACGAGGGAUAUGUCGCCUCCACGGAUGAGGCCUGCAAGUCGGGAGCAAAGACCAAGAGACCGAAAAGCAAGAAGGCGAAGUGAAGUUCAGAGGAAACACGGAUUCGGUUGGCUUCUUAAAUAAACGAGAAGCCUCCCGUUUGUGUUGUCGGGGAGUUGAAUUCGGUUUCUUAUCUCGUUAAUUGUCAUUUCUUUUCAAAUAAUUUAUUAAAGUGCCUUGCGAAAAAUAUGUAAAGUGUAACCAACCUCCAGAUUUACUUUGAUUUUUGCUGAGGAAAUGUCUAAAUUUGGAUUUUAUGGUUCUGUCUUCCAAACAGCAUGAUACUGCCAACACCGUGUUUCACCGGUUGUUAAGAGGGGUGUCAGGUAUUUUUUGCCACCUUCUUGCUUUUGGCCAGUGCAUAUCGGACAAGAACGACCAAAAAAAGGUUCUUUUAUAUUUUCACCUGAAGAGACUCCUUUUAAGGCCUAUACUCUAUCUAUCUUACUGUACUGCAUGUAUUUACACUGAUAUUUUUGGAAGCCACACAGGAAACAUAUUCUAUCAAGAACAAGCUUAUGCUGGUUCUUUA
Molecule: messenger RNA, 1544 nt
Organism: Poeciliopsis prolifica (blackstripe livebearer)
Lineage: Eukaryota; Metazoa; Chordata; Actinopteri; Cyprinodontiformes; Poeciliidae
Gene: impact
Product: impact RWD domain protein
Exons: 11
Coding region: 97-1056 (319 amino acids)
Biological process (GO): regulation of translational initiation
Cellular component (GO): cytoplasm
Molecular function (GO): protein binding
Source: RefSeq, a predicted model, not a curated record